GAGCUACGCGCUUGGUAGUUUUAAUAUCUCUGAAAGCAAAUAAUUAGAUGUUGUUUAUAUUGCUAUAGUGUGAAGUGUGUUGUGUGCGUGGUGAUUGACAGUCCAAUUCGUUAACGAUGCAAAGAGAAGAAAAACAGUUGGACGCGGCUUUAGAAGCCUUGAUAUUACGUGUGAAUGAUUUGAAAACCUCUAUCGGUUCAAUGCUUUUCAAAUUAGAACAUGAAUACGAAACCAUUAACUGGCCAACUUUCUUGGAUAACUUUGCUCUAAUGUCAGGUCAUCUGACAUCAAUAUCCAAAAUGCUCAGUCAUGACAAAUCACCGGCGCUGCGUAGCCUGACAGUUCUUCCUCUGCUUUUGAGCCCUGAAAGAGAUGAAGAACUUGUUCGUCUUACCGAAAAUCGUAUUAACACGUUUUCGUAUGAUGUUGUGCCAGAUUAUUUGCGAACGAAACCAGAACCCGAAGUUGAACAUAAAAUGAUGCAGAUGGAACACAAAGCAGCAAACUUAAGUUUCGAAACAGCACAGAAACAAGUUAGUCAAUACACAAAAGUAGUGACACAAGUUUGGGAACUUGUUAGUAAGGCACGAGAGGAAUGGGAAAGUGAAUCAGGAUCACGAUCUGGUGCAAACCAGACGUCAUCUAUGGCAGAUACACACACUCUUGUUGCAGCAGUGGGUAUGGGAAAAGGUCUAGUCCCAAUGGUUCAACAACAAGUAGCUGCAGGACCUCCAGGAAUGAUGGUAGCACCAGUGGGUCGACCAGGUGCAGGAGCACAGCAGCCAGGAGGGCCUCUGAAUCCCAACCAGCCAGUACCUAUGGGACCAAUGGGCAAGGCACCUUCAUCAAUCAAAACGAACAUUAAAGCAGCGACUCAAAUUCAUCCAUAUGGACGAUAAAGUGGCUUUACAUAUAGGCCUACCAAUAAUGGUAGAAUGAUCCACACACAUACAUUCGAAGUAAAAGACUGAUUGUUGUGUUAUUUAUUGAUACUGCUUUAUAUCAUUGUUUUGAUUCAAAACAUCCUUAAAAGUGUUUUAAUUUAUAAAUGUGGUUGAAAUGAAUGUGUAAAAGGUUGGUUUGCAAGCUUUGUAGAAAAUCAGUUCUGUAUACUGAAUAUGGCUUGCCACCAAUUUUCUCUUGUGUGUUUUGCAUAUGAUGAUGUUAGUACAACAUUGCAGCAGCACAGUGUACAUCAUAGAAAUCCAGUCUCUCUGACUGUUGUAGUGUAAGUCAAGUUCAAAGUUCAGUGCCUUUUAGACCUUUCUAUAAUCCAUUUUUAGAUUUCUUGAAUGUUGUUCUCCUCCACCUCCACCCCCCACCCAUUGUUAAUGAAAUUUGUUUUUAACCCCAUGUUAAAGCUGAUAUGCAAGUGUAUUCAUAUUUAAAAUGAAAUGGCAGCUUAAAAUUAUUGAAAAUGUAAAAUUGUUUACUGAAUCAGAUGUAGGACAUGUAUACCUGCCUUUCAAGGGUAUGCAUAUACUUACUCCCAACGAGCCUUUCAGACAUGUGUGAUGAACCAACUUAGAUUCUAGCUGAAGUCUGCCUGUUAACCAAUCUAUGUGAGCUACUCAUUGGAAGAGCAUUACUUGCAAAUGGUUACCUAGCUGUUAGUCAUAGUCCAGUGCGUAAGUUCAAAUUAAAGCAUAUUCUGCUUAGUAGUAAGAAAUUUAUCAUUGUGAUAUGACAUUUAAUUGGUAUUUGGAGUUUAGUGAGCUCUGAUGAAUAAAAAAUGAAUUAUAUAUAAAAAAUCUUGUACACAAGACUAUUUGUAGGUGUACAGUAUUGAUGAGCAGAACUGAUCAUCAAACAACUAUUUUAAACUGUUGUCAUGGAGUAUACUUUAAAGCAUGCCUUUUUUGUGAUAUAACAUUUGUUCAUCUUAGUAUUAUUGUUGAGUAGUGGAGUACAGCAAAUCCUUUUACCCUGGGAUUUCGGAUGAUUGUUGUACAUGCACACUGUGUUGUUAUUCUGUGUUUCCUGUUUACAACAUUCAGUUAUUCUUGUUGAACUGGUACUGAGUGUAAGGAUGGCACUUAACUGUAUUCCUCCUCCCCCCCCCCCCCCACCCCCUUUCUCCCAUAAUGUUGAUUCAGGGGUCAAGUGAUUGUUAUGAGGAGGCUGACUUGUAGCAAAAGCAGAAGUAUAGAAUCAUUGUUGACAAUAUUCACUCCAUAUUUGACACACAUCAUUUUGAAGUGUGAAGACCCUACUUUUCAAUUCACACAGAUAGAGUCCAUUGUUACCAACUUUUGCUCUAGGUCUAUAUUUAAAACGAUAUUUUCUAUAGUCAACUAAAACUCAAGUUAAGGUAAAACAUCGUAAGAGAAAUUUUAAAGGAAUAUUUGGGUGCACUUUAUGUACAAAGGCCGUACAUCACCUAUGAAUGAGGCCCGAGAGUUACGAGAGAGAGAGAGGGGGGGGAUGACAGAUCACUCUUACCUGAGAGUAUGCAAUGUAAGAUUGCUGCUGUAACUUUAAUGUUGAUUGAAGAGAUAUGAUGAUCUUCAUUUUAAAUUAUAUGUAUUUGAAUCAAGAUGAUUUUGCAUUUUAAGACUGAGUUUUCUUAAUGUUGAACAAGGUAAAAUAAUUGAAUCUGUGGUUCAUUCUCUCAGUUGCCACACUGAAAAGGCAUGUACAAAAUCAUGAUGUAGGCGCGCGAAGCAACUGUACUGCAUACAGAAACUGUCCAGGAUCGUAUUUCUUAAUGUGAAUACUGUACAUUUGUACAUUAUGCUUAGUUCUUUGUGUGACUGUUUGAU
This is a messenger RNA of Schistocerca serialis cubense, 2762 nucleotides long. It is a transcript of the gene MED8, whose product is annotated as mediator of RNA polymerase II transcription subunit 8. The record is from RefSeq and is a predicted model, not a curated record. Gene Ontology annotation, biological process: regulation of transcription by RNA polymerase II. The coding region runs from base 117 to 899 and encodes 260 amino acids. Gene Ontology annotation, cellular component: mediator complex; core mediator complex. Gene Ontology annotation, molecular function: RNA polymerase II cis-regulatory region sequence-specific DNA binding; transcription coregulator activity. The transcript has a single exon. Lineage: Eukaryota; Metazoa; Arthropoda; Insecta; Orthoptera; Acrididae.